Capra hircus (goat) is the source of this 1593-nucleotide messenger RNA. RefSeq names its product ES cell expressed Ras (gene ERAS). The transcript is spliced from 3 exons. Lineage: Eukaryota; Metazoa; Chordata; Mammalia; Artiodactyla; Bovidae. Gene Ontology annotation, biological process: Ras protein signal transduction. Gene Ontology annotation, cellular component: plasma membrane. The record is from RefSeq and is a predicted model, not a curated record. Gene Ontology annotation, molecular function: GTP binding; GDP binding; GTPase activity. The coding region runs from base 356 to 1366 and encodes 336 amino acids.
UCCGCAACUCCUACUUACAUUUCAUUGGUCAGAAUUGUGUCACAUGACAGCCAUAGCUGCAAGGGAGUCUGGGAAAUGUAGCUUGGCACAUAUCUAUCUCAAAUCAGGUUCUUUAGACCUUUACAGAAUAACACCUGCUUUGCAACUUUCUCCUCCCUUCAGGACCGGAUGCAACUCUCUCCCAUGCUACCAAAACACCUGCUUGAGGCAGCGCAAGCUCCCAGGCCUCAGAGAGGCCCUCACAAAACAUUUCGCAAAGACGGGACACUCAGGUUAAAAAUGUGACAACCGCCCCAUACUAAACACAGAAAAUCACGUCCCAGGUGGGGGCAAGGUAAAGAAGGGGUACAGAAGGAUGCACGAGGUACACAGGGUAGUCGGCGCUUACAGCACACUUCAAGAAUACCUCAGGGCACACUCACCUGGGAGCGCUGACAGGGGUGCGCCAGCAGAGGGGCCUGAGGGCAGCCUGAUGCGCAUGUGCACUCCCUUCCUCCCCUUCCCCAUCCCGCCACUGGGACCUGAGGGAGCAUCUCCUCUGUCAGAGCGGCGGUUGGGGUCGCCACCGGCCUUCCUGGAACUGAGAGACCAGCAACCUCCAGCCGCCUUUGUGAGGACGGCCUGCUGUCCACAUCUCUUCCCUGAGCUGCCCGUUGGAGCCAUGGCACAGCCAACAAAGCCUGACAUGUUUGAUUUGGGCCUGGGCACCUGGAGCCCUAGAUCCCGGGAGCAGAGCCACAGGGCUUGGGGGUCACCCUCCAAGGGUGUAGGCAAGAAGCUGCCUGAGUACAAGGCAGUGGUGGUGGGCGCAAGUGGUGUGGGAAAGAGUGCACUGACCAUUCAACUGAACAACCAGUGCUUUGUGGAAGACCACGACCCCACCAUCCAGGAUUCCUACUGGAAGGAGAUGGCCCUAGACCACGGAGGCUGCAUUCUGAAUGUGCUGGACACGGCAGGGCUGGCCACUCAUCAGGCCCUGCGUGACCAGUGUGUGGCGAUUGGCGAUGGUGUGCUGGGUGUCUUCGCCCUUGAUGACCCCUCAUCUCUAGCCCAGCUGCAGCAGAUGCGGGCCACCUGGGGCCCACACCACACCCAGCCCCUUGUCCUUGUGGGCAACAAAUGUGACCUUGUGACCAGUACUGGAGAUGCUCGUGCCGCUGCUGCAGCCCUCGCAAAAAGCUGGGGGGCCCCUUUCGUAGAGACCUCAGCCAAGACACGCCAGGGUGUGGUGGAGGCCUUUUCCCUACUCAUCCAUGAGAUCCAAAGGGUCCGGGAGGCCAUGGCAAAGGAGGCCACGACAGGGCCAGGUGGGGAUAAAGGCCGGCACCAGAAAGCCAUGUGCCACUGUGGCUGCUCUGUGGCCUGAAGGUCUUCAGUCUAGAAAAGUGGACCCUCCCCCAGACCAGGGUGAUGGUUCCUUCACAUGAGCACCCCCCUACCAGCAAGUAGCUGUGUGGGACACUGUUGGUGUCUCUCUCCUGGGGAGGUUUUCUUUUGGUGAUGGGCUUUUUGGCAGUGUGGGACAUUGUGUUGGUUGUGUUAUGUCAAGUUGGGAGAUUCUGUGCAAAAUUAAAUAAAUGGUGUUCUUAGGUU